AUGAACUAUACUCUACCAGGGCAAAUCGAGGCCCUGGAAGCCGUAGAACUUGGACGCAUCAUUGCCCGCGAAGCAGGGCCGCGUGGUAUUCGCCAAGAACCGCACUCUCACGGUUUCGACGCGAAGACUACGUUCAAGGGCGUCAUCAUCGCUAAUAACAUCUACGCGCGCAACACAGCGGAAGGAGGUUUACGCACAGGCGCUGCCGACCUGGUUGGAUUCGGUCGUCUCUACAUCACAAACCCAGACUUGGCGGAGCGUUUCCAGAACGACUGGUCCGUGGAGCCGAUGGCUGGACACGAGGUGUACAAGAACUCGGCACUUGGAGGUAAGUUCUACAACGACUACCCGUCAUACCAAUUCAAGAACUAG
This is a messenger RNA of Phytophthora nicotianae INRA-310, 372 nucleotides long. RefSeq lists its product as hypothetical. The record is from RefSeq and is a predicted model, not a curated record. The coding region runs from base 1 to 372 and encodes 123 amino acids. NCBI's taxonomy places the organism in Eukaryota, Oomycota, Peronosporomycetes, Peronosporales, Peronosporaceae. The transcript has 3 exons. Gene Ontology annotation, molecular function: FMN binding; oxidoreductase activity.